AGAGUAAGUGGGAAAGAUAUUCGGAACGUAAGAAGAAAAGCGAAAGAGAAAAGGAGAGACAAAUAUAGAAGGGAUGCAAGGGUGAAAGAAGACGAAGAAGAAGAAAGAGAGAAAUGUAGAAGGGUAUUCGGUACAUACGAGAAAAAGGAGAAAAAAGAGAGAAAGAAGAGCGAAAGGGAUCGAGGGAAAAGGUCGCGAAGGUGGCGGAGCAAGAAAACGGGAAGGGGCGAAAUAUUGGAAAACGGGCUGCGCGGCGAGAUAAAACGUUUCAUAAAACAGACAUCGAUUCCAUAUUACUCGGUGGCGCGUCGACGUGAAUCGAGCAACCCAUCGCGAGCAACUCGACGCGAGAUCGAUGCCAGAGAGAAGCCGGUGACCAAAGCGCAACACUCCUCGGAUUCCGGUGUGUUUGGCCCGCGAGCGUAUUUUCGCACCGCGUUCCCGAGUCCUGCGGUCCUCGUGAUCGAGGACAUCAAGAGGCACGACGCGGCCACCUACAGAUGCAGGGUCGACUUCCGCAAGGGACAAACUCGCAGCUUCCGCUACAACCUCACUGUCAUCGAGUUCAAUCUGCGGUCAAUCAAUGGUCACUGGUGGCCACUUUCCUCAAAAUCAUUUCUACCGACUGCCUCACCGCGCUGUGGACGCUUCUGAAGACCCCCUUCCGGUUCCAAUUACUUUUGUGGAUAGUGCGUCCAGCCUCGAUCAG
Heterotrigona itama is the source of this 709-nucleotide messenger RNA. The record is from the annotation of a GenBank genome assembly. NCBI's taxonomy places the organism in Eukaryota, Metazoa, Arthropoda, Insecta, Hymenoptera, Apidae.